UUGAUCAUAUGAUUGGUUCUGUCUUCAUAACAAAAAGUUGUAAAUUCAUUCACUUACCUUCAAAACAAGUGUAAAAAUGACUGCUGAUAAUUGUAAAAGUGACAAAAAUGCCACUGGGCAAUUGCUGGACUCCCUAUACUUGGACAUGUUUCAUUUAAUCGAAGCGCACACUCAAUGCCGCCUGGAUAUCGAACGAACAAACGCCAGUGGUGCCAUUCUCUUGGCUCGGACCAAGUUUCAGCAAGGCGGACAAUCGCUAUCGUCAGCCCAAAUUCCAACUGAGAACAGUGCGGAAUUCAAUGCCCUUUGUCGAGUUGUCGACAAAGCAGAUGAUGAUAAAACGGAUGAGGUCAGCAUUGAGAGACAUUCUGUCGACAAGGAGAACGGUUACGUGGAGCCUUUGCACUGGUUUAGCGUCUUGCCGCCAAUGAGCUUGCGGACUGCGGUGGAGCGAUUCAAGAAAUCCAUAGAAGUGGUUGCCGAAAGUACAAAUCUGCAACGGGAGCUUGCUAAAGUCUUGAAUGGCAUUGACAGGUUACGACGAUCCCUUGCACUAUAAAGAAAUCGCAUUGUAGCUUAACUAGAUAUUUAAAUAAGAAUAAAGUUAAAAAAAUGAGAUCAAGUUUUAUCUAAAAUCAAUAAACUAAAAAAAAUGUAAACAUUGCAUUUGAGUGGUGACAGAGGGACCGCAGUUGAAAAAAUGACUCAGACAUAAAUAUACCAACAAUGACUUUAAAUUGAGUAUGUGUCAUAAAAAAAAAAAAGACCGUAUUGUUUUUCAAUUAAUAGUUAUUAUUGUUGUUAAGCACCAAUACUGAGCUGAUUAAAAUCCCGUAGGUUAAAAAUAUAAAUAAUAAAAAAUUUAUUGGCAGCACUGGUUCACAAUAAUAUACUGAUCACGGGCAUAAAUGGUCACUCUGCUAAACGGUUCAAAAAAAACGAUUUCAAACCUCAAGUAAUCGAUUGUAGAAUUUUGUCAAGAACAAUUGCCAUUAUGAACGAGUGGACAGUGCCGUCAGCUGAUUUGUGGGUGAGUGGACAGUCUGGUGGCUCAUCAUUUUCGUAUCUGGCAGGAAAGAAUCGAUAUAUAUAUAAUCUUUAGCGAGAGCAACCAAAUCAAUAAUUUGCUAAUGCGCAGAAUAAGCAACCAAAAAACAACAAAAACAGUCAUUGUACCAAA
Drosophila sulfurigaster albostrigata is the source of this 1180-nucleotide messenger RNA. RefSeq lists its product as uncharacterized. Gene Ontology annotation, biological process: vacuolar proton-transporting V-type ATPase complex assembly. Gene Ontology annotation, cellular component: extrinsic component of endoplasmic reticulum membrane. The record is from RefSeq and is a predicted model, not a curated record. The transcript has a single exon. The coding region runs from base 77 to 559 and encodes 160 amino acids. NCBI's taxonomy places the organism in Eukaryota, Metazoa, Arthropoda, Insecta, Diptera, Drosophilidae.